AAAGGACGCAGCUCUGCUCACUUUUUCCACCAGCGCAAGCUGUUCCCGAUCCAAUCCCUAAAACCCUAACCCUAUAGAUUCUCCUUCAUUCUGUACAUACUGCUUCACCGAAUUGGGAAGGAGCGAUUGAGAUCGAGCUGCAAUAAUGUCUGCAAUGGUGUGCGGAAGCAAGAGAACUCUGUUCGAGGACCAAAUGGAUCCUCCGGCUUCGGUCUCACCUCCUGUAUCUAAGAGAGUCCGGCGUUGCUCGCCGUCUUCUUCGUCUGCUUCUCCGAUUCGCUUAUCGGCAUCCACUUCGGCUGCUUCAGAUCGGCUUCUAGCUCUGUUCCCUCACGUGGAGCCUCAGAUACUUGAAAGAGCAUUCCAAGAAUGUGGGAACGAUUUGGAUGUGACUAUCACGAGGCUGAAUGAGAUGACAGUGGGGUCUGCAGGGGAGAAUGGAGGUUCUGUUGGAACCUCUGCGACAAACCUUGAGCAAGGAAAUUUUGUAUUGGGAAAAGAUGAAUGUGAUGUUUCUGGGACUCCAUCAGCCUCAAGUUACUUACAUGAGAAUGGUGGUGCUGAGUGGGUGAAGGCAUUUGUGAAUCAAAUGAUGAGUUCUACGACUCUUGAAGAUGCUAGAGCACGUGCCACUAAUGCCCUUGAGGUCUUAGAGCGUUCCAUCAGUACUCGAGUUGGGGCUGAGGCAAUAAAAAGUUUUCAUAAGGAAACUGUGAUGCUCAAGGAACAAUUGGAGGUCUCUGUUCGGGAAAAUGCCAUUCUCAAAAGAGCCGUGGCUAUUCAGCAUGAACGCCAAAAAGAGUAUGAUGAGAAGAACCUGGAGUUGCAGCAUCUGAAGCAGCUAGUGUCUCAAUAUCAGGAGCAGUUGCGAGUACUCGAGGUCAACAACUAUGCCUUGAGAAUGCAUUUGAGACAGGCCGAACAGAGCAAUGCCUGGCCUGGACGGUUUCAUCCCGAUGUAUUCUGAUUUACUAGGACAAAUGUCUACUAGGAAUUCGUGUUCCACAGAGCUGGUUCCUCAUACAAGACAUUCCAGUUCUUCCAACCUCUUUUCAACAGGCUAAAGGAGAUACAGUCAGAGAUCACUGCAUGGAGAACCUACUGCGAAGAACAUUUCCAUUUUCAAUUCGUUUGUGCUCGAGAAGAGGUGGGAUAGUUAUAGUUGCUGGGGGGUUUAUCUAGUAGCUGGGUGGUUACUGAGAUGCAGUGACCUUCUAAAGUCAGUCUAAUCAAGUUGAAAGUUUGUUGUAUUGUUUACGUAUGUCGUGCCCGCAAGAAUUUUGAUUGUGACAUUGCUAAAAAUCUAGUGCUAAGAUUUGCAUUUACUCUUGAA
Punica granatum (pomegranate) is the source of this 1333-nucleotide messenger RNA. Lineage: Eukaryota; Viridiplantae; Streptophyta; Magnoliopsida; Myrtales; Lythraceae. The record is from RefSeq and is a predicted model, not a curated record.